GCGUCUCUGACAGCCUCGGCGGUGGGAUCUGAGCCCCUCGCCAGCCUCGCGCAGUCACCGCGGCCUCCACCGCGUCCAGAGGGGCAGCCGCGUCCCAUCCUUCGUCUCGGCGGCCACAACUGGGGGCAGUCCGGCCCGUUGUCGCUGCGGAGGCCGCAUCUGGCGCGCAUCUGGAACCGCCCGGCCCACCGCGCUGGAGCCCGCGCCUGCCCUGGCCCGGCCACGCCGGGAGCCCUGCCCGGAGCUGGAGCCGCAUCUGGAGCCGCGGGCCCGAGGCCCUGAGCCGCGCAGCCGGCGCAUGGUGAACUCGCUGCUGUUCGGAGAGAUGGCCUUGGCCUUCGGCUGCCCGCCCGGCGGCGGCGGCGGCGGCGGCGGCGGGGGCUGCCCCGGUGGAGGCGGUGGCGGCGGCGGGGCCGGUCCAGGGCCGUCGCCAGUGACGGCGGCGCUGCGGGAUGACCUGGGAUCCAACAUCCAUCUCCUGAAAGGACUCAACGUGCGCUUCCGCUGCUUUCUGGCCAAGGUGCACGAGCUGGAGCGGCGCAACCGGCUGCUGGAGAAGCAGCUGGAGCAGCAGCAGAGCGAGCGCGAGCGGCGGCUCCGCUACAAAACCUUCUCCCGGGAGCAGGCCGUGCAGACUGGGCCCGAGCUACUGCGGCCGCCCGCAGCCGGCGGCGGCCACGGCAGCAGCGUUGCUGUCGGCGUCAACGCCAACGCGAUGGCCCUGGGCGGCCUGCCCCCCGGCGGCGGCUCGCACCCGCAGCACUACGGCCGCCUGCCCGGGACCAUCUGGAGCUACACGCAGGUGCGGCGCACGGGUGGCGGCGGCGUGGAGACCGUGCAGGGCCCCGGCGUGUCGUGGGUGCACCCCGACGGCGUGGGCGUGCAGAUCGACACCAUCACGCCGGAGAUCCGCGCGCUCUAUAACGUGCUGGCCAAGGUGAAGCGGGAGCGCGACGAGUACAAGCGGAGAUGGGAGGAGGAGCUUGCUAAGCGCAUGAACCUUCAGACCAUGGUAGACACGCUGCAGGAGGCAGCGCAGGAAGCUGAGGCCAUCCAAGAGGAGAUGAACGAGAAGAUUGAGCGGCUCAAGGCUGAGCUAGUGGUGUUCAAGGGGCUCAUGAGUGACCCCAUGACAGACCUGGACACAAAGAUCCAAGAAAAGGCCAUGAAGGUGGAUAUGGACAUCUGUCGCCGAAUCGAUAUCACGGCCAAGCUGUGCGAUGUCGCACAGCAGCGGAACUCGGAAGACGUGUCCAAGAUCUUCCAGGUGGUCCCCAAAAAGAAAGAGCGUAAAGUGGCUUCAGAUGAUGACAUCUCGGAGCAGGACGGGGAGGUGAAUCGGUUCUCAGAUGACGAGGUCGGCUCCAUGAAUAUCACAGAUGAGAUGAAACGCAUGUUUAACCAGUUGAGAGAGACCUUUGAUUUUGAUGAUGACUGUGACAGCCUGACGUGGGAAGAGAAUGAAGACACGUUGCUGCUUUGGGAAGAUUUCACCAACUGUAACCCGACCAUUGACCUGCAGGGCGAGCAAGAGGAAAACUUGGGCAACCUGAUCCAUGAGACCGAAUCCUUCUUUAAGACAAGAGACAAAGAGUACCAGGAAACCAUAGGCCAGAUCGAGCUGGAGCUGGCCACAGCCAAAAGUGACAUGAACCGCCACCUGCAUGAGUACAUGGAGAUGUGCAGCAUGAAGCGAGGCCUGGAUGUGCAGAUGGAGACCUGCCGCAGGCUCAUCAAAGGCUCUGCAGACAGAAAUUCACCGUCCCCCAGCUCCGUGGCCAGUAGCGACUCAGGAAGUACAGAUGAGAUCCAGGAUGAGUUGGAGCGGGAGGCAGAUGUGGAGCCCAUGGUCAGCUGAUGACGGAGGCCUCACACAGCUGGUGGUUCUGGUGAUGGGGUUCCGGCCCCCUCUCUCUCCACAGGGCCAGGAAGGCUCCUUGGAGCGGGCUCCAGUCCUCACCACACAGACUUCCUCCGUCUUCCUUUCUCUGGAGGCCUGAGGGACCGCUGCUUCCUUCCUUCCUUCUUCACCACUCCACCACCGACCAGUGCCCCUUUUCCGUCCAUCCACCACCCCUCCACCCACGGAAUGGUGCUGUCAAUUUCUAUCGUUCUCCACAUUACAAAUGCAGACUUCUGUGCGAUGAUGCAGGUGUCACUGUGCCUUCUCCCUUAAGCUGAGCCACUUUGAGCUCCAAAGUAUUAUUACUAAGCAGGUGUUUUUAUACAAAAUUCUAAGGUGAGGGCGGGGCCCGGGGCGGGGCGCGGUAUCAUAAGGUUCUCUACCCUCCCACCUGCUCCUCUGAUUGGCUAUGAGCUUUGCCCUCCCUUCCUCUGUCCUGGCACUGGACUGGCUCUGUGCUUGGGGUGAUCUGCCUUCCCCAGGAAGGAACCAUUUGCCUCCAGGCCUGGGUGGGGACCUCCCAUGCUCUCACUCACUGAAAGAGAGAAAGGUGGAAGGAAGGGAGAGAAGACCAAUUUUUUCCUUUUCUGUUUUUUGGAUUUAGUGGCAAAGUGGAGGGACAAGGCACUGUGGGGUGGGGGGAAGGUGGAGCCUCACUGUGUUUAAACUACCUAUGCAAAAAAACAAAACAAACUAAAAGCAGCUUGCCUUAUAUCAUUGUGGAAGAUAGGCCUUCUCCUGGACUCCUGGUGUUCCCCAGGUCUAGGAGGGAGGCUGGAGUUAGGGUAUCUCUCUUGCAGCCCCAAGGGCGAGCAGUAGCAGGGGAGGGGGUCUGGCCAAGGUUGGUUAUGAGACCUGCAUUCCUGCAAGCUCAGCCCACCUGACUGCUUGCUUUCUUUGGGACCUCUGUGGGGUGGGGAGUGGGGGUCUUAUUGUCCUGAUGACUUGAUGUUCUCCCCUCCCUCUCCAGCCAACCAUAAGGGGUUAUAGAACUAUACUUUCUCUGUGAGAAAGUCUGAAGAGGCCAGGCCUGGUACCUACUCUGUCCACAGUGGAGCUGGUUAGUACCAGCACGCCACCAUCUUGGUUCUCCACUGUCCUGCUACCACCUGCUGCUUGGUUACUGGCAGGAAGCUGGCAUCGGAAACAGAGGGGAGGGAAAUGGUGGGCUGGAGGUGGCUUGGGUAGGAGCCCAGGUGAGAACCAUGCUCAUUUUGCUCAUUUGCAAGCCUCUCCAUGAUUGACUUGACUGCCCAGUUGGGGAGUUAACCUGAGCCAGUCUCUCCCCAAGGCUCGAGUGGAUCUGACUUGCAGGGCUCUGAGCCCGUCGGCCAAGUCUCCGCUGGGAGCCUGCCCAGCAAGCAGGCUCUGCCCCCAACCCCCACUUUUUGUGCCCACUACUAUGGGUGUGAUUGCCCACCCUGGUUUUUCUUGACCCAGGGGCUCCCUCUAGAGGCCAAAGGAGCAAAAUGUGCCUGGAGGACCAGAACUACCAUCCUCUGCCUAUAUGUGCAGGCAGAGAGGGACUCUGGGCUGGAGUGGACUUUCCUGUGCAGGGCACUAUCGACCUUUAAAGACUUUCUCGCUCUUCCAUCAUCCACACCUGUUUUGCGUUUUAAAACCAUUGUACAUAAUAUUCAUAUAUAUGUGUAGAGAAAGAGAGCGAGUGCUAGUGACUGUAAUGUAACUUAUCAGAAUUUGGUGGCCUUUCUUAUGCAUUUUUUUCCUUUGUUUUGUUUUGUAAUGUUGGGGGACAUCCCACCAGUCCCCUGUGCAGCCUGGCUGCAAGACUUCUGUUAUCAUCUCUUAGCCAAACAGUCCCUUUUGGCAGGUACUUGGAGGGACAGUGGUUUGGGAAAAGAGACAGCCCCCACUCCCACUGAUCCUUGUUGUAAAGGUUACAGGGUUCACACAUAACUGAUUAUUAUUAUUGUUGUUAUUGUUAUUAUUUCAUUGUUGUUUUGAUUUUAACCAAAGGUUAUCAGAGCCAUGGGCUUGAACCUCAGCUGCUGAAAAGAUUUUCCGUUUCCGUGAGGGCAGGAAGAUGGCUGCCCCAUGGGUCUUCUCUGCCCAGGGCUGAGGGAGGCAUCCGAUGGUGGGCUUUGGGAAUUUCACAGGCAGGGUAGAAGCCAGUCCUGGGCUGUUCCUCAAGGUGGUGGGAGGGUGACAGACUUAUCUUUAGAGUUACGACAGUAAGGCAACAGUGUGAGUAUCUGAGGAUGACAAAGGUGACCGUGGCCAUUGAUGUUCUGUGGUGUUAUUUUUGCUUUCUCCACUGUAUACAGAGGUCGUUUGUCUGUCGGGUGCUCUGACUAUGUCUAGGUCAUAUGAGAAUGGCAGUUUCCAGAGAGAGACAUGGGCCUGAGAGUUCCUUCCUGCUGGCUUUCAAUGUCUGCUUUUCCAUUGGGAGCAAGGUUUUAGGGCAGGAGGGUGAGGGAGGAAGAGCAAGGGUGUGGUGGCCCUGCCUCCUGGGCUGGUUCCUGGGUCUCAGCCUGGCCGCCUCCCACUCCACUAAGUUCUUUUUUAAGUUUGUUGCCAGUGGGUCCUGCUUGUCCCCUCACCAUGAGCCCACAGCUUGCCAAGAAAGACCCCACUGCUCACUGGGGCAGCACCUGGCCCAGUUGGGCUAAACUGGUCCGUCCUUUGUAAAGCUGUAAAUACUUACGUUUUUGGUUUUCUACUUCUAAACCCAGUGUCAUAUUGACAUUGGUAUUUUGGAAUUGUUCUCAGAUGGGCUGUCCCAUGCUGCCCCCCCUUACUCUCCUGCUUUUGGGGGUUCUAUAGACUGGGGAGUGGCAGGGAAGUAGCAUCCUUUUGGCUCCCUGGUU
Messenger RNA from Castor canadensis (American beaver), 4731 nucleotides. RefSeq names its product intermediate filament family orphan 2 (gene Iffo2). The record is from RefSeq and is a predicted model, not a curated record. NCBI's taxonomy places the organism in Eukaryota, Metazoa, Chordata, Mammalia, Rodentia, Castoridae.